Messenger RNA from Striga hermonthica, 1214 nucleotides. The record is from the annotation of a GenBank genome assembly. Lineage: Eukaryota; Viridiplantae; Streptophyta; Magnoliopsida; Lamiales; Orobanchaceae.
GAAGUGAGUACUUCAAUACCGAGUGCGCUAGAUGUUACACCACAAAGUACUGCAACACGUAUCGCUAAUGAUGCACCUGAGCAGGUAGUACCUCACCGUAGUGGAAGGGUUAUUCGGCAGCCCGAACGGUUCAUGGGUCUGGGAGAGUCUUCUGAGGCCGUCCUAGACAUUCUUGAAUCUGACCCAUGGACAUACAAUGAGGCACUCCAAGAUCAGGACGCAGAGUCUUGGCAAAAGGCGAUGAAAUCUGAAAUAGUUCGGGCCCAGGAGGCUCGUGUAGCAGCAGCAGCGGCGAUGCCACCACCACCACCACCAGAUCUAACACAAGGGCAAGGAGGAGUGCUGGCGCAAGGAGGAGUGCCACCACAGGCAGCCAUACAAGCCCCCGACCAACAAAUGGUGGCGAUGACCCGAGAAGAGAUGCAGAGGAUAGCGACGGCCGCGGCGGCGCAGGCGGUGCAGCAAGUUGCGAGUCAUACAUCUCAUGCCACCACUGCGCCGACCAGUGUGGCCGAGAGCCAGGAUGAGAAUGUGUCCAGUUAUGGAGAAGGAGGUGCUGGAAGAGAUCGGGCAAUGGAGAGGAUGGCGGAGCAGUUGCGUCAGCUGCAAGAUAAGGUGGAGGGGAGGCCAGAGAGGAGAGCUCGAGGACAACCCUUUUCAAGGGAGAUUCUCGCUGCUCCUUUGCCAAACAAUUUCAAGGAGACCCACUUGGUGUAUGACGGGUCAUCUGACCCAUCGAGGCAUGUGAGGACCUUUGAAAAUAUGGCUGUGUUGCAUGGGUACUCUGAUUCUGUUUGUUGCAGGGCAUUUUUAUCGACCCUACGUGGGGGAGCACUCGAUUGGUUUCAUCAACUUCCACCUGGGUCGAUCGCGAGCUUUGAGGAUUUUACUGGCAAGCUUAUCAAUCAAUAUUCGAGCGCGGUGGUGCAGGAGAAAACGUAUCUAACUUUGAUGGCAAUGAGGCAGGGGGAGAAGGAAUCAUUAAGGAAGUACGUUGCCCGAUAUAACCAAACAUGUUUAGAGGUGCACUCGGCUUCGGACGAGGUGAAGGUGGGUGGAUUGAUAAGGAGUCUUCGAGCAGGGCCUUGUCGAACUUCCCUAGCAAAAACCCAUGCUCGAUCAUAUGAGGAUGUGCUGAAGCGGUGCAGGAAGUAUAUUAACUUGGAGAAGAUGGAGAUGGAGUUUGCAAAGUUGGAAGGAGUGGCUCGACCAGA